This is a messenger RNA of Exophiala xenobiotica, 1631 nucleotides long. RefSeq lists its product as uncharacterized. Lineage: Eukaryota; Fungi; Ascomycota; Eurotiomycetes; Chaetothyriales; Herpotrichiellaceae. The record is from RefSeq and is a predicted model, not a curated record. The transcript has a single exon. Gene Ontology annotation, molecular function: cysteine-type deubiquitinase activity. Bases 231 to 1130 code for a protein of 299 amino acids. Gene Ontology annotation, biological process: protein deubiquitination.
GACUGAGACACGCUCCGUGCGGUCCACGAGGCUGCCCAGUAUCCAGCAUUGAUGCAUAUUGACCUCGUUUCGAUCUGGGAGGUAUUUUCUUUGCUUCGAAUUGGAAUAGGUGAAGAAAAGGGUUAUUAAGCAGACCUCUUUGUUGACUUUAACCUUUUCGAUCGUCAUAUUAUGCCGGAAACGUGGGGAGCACUGCUUUAUCCAACAAACGGAUCUAGGUACUCUCGUCCAUGAACAUGGAAGACCUGCUGGCGAAGCAUCGCAAAGAAAAGCGAGAUCUGCAAGCAAGGAUCACCCAGAAGAAGAAGAAUGCCACGAAAAAGACAAGAAAAGGUGUCAAUGAUGAAUGCGAGAGAUUGGAGAGAGAACUGGCCGAAAAGCAGCAAGCCGAAGUCGAUCAAUUGGAGCCGAAGCAGGCCCAACUUGCGGCGGCUGUGGAUGGCCUGAAGCUCGAUGAGCCUGCCGAAGAGACCACAGACGAGCCCGAGACUGAAACAGCAGAGGUCCAGCCAGAACCGGCCAAUGGCGAUUUCACCGCUGAACAAUCACGCUCGAAAAAGCCCAAUCGACAGAAAGCCAGGCUCGCACGAAGAGCUGCCGAGCAACAGGCUCAAGUGGCGGCGGCAGCUGCGGAAGCAGAAAACAUGCCUGAUCUGCGAGACCAAGAAAUAUCAACUAUGAAGAAGCAGAUGGAGACUCGGGGUUUGGUAGAAACCAUGAUUCGACCGGAUGGGCAUUGCCUCUUCUCCGCAUGUGCACACAGCAUGUCUCCUGAGCAAGUCCCACAAUCAGGGCCAAAUAAAGAGCCUUAUCAGAACGUCAGAUACGCUGCGGCAGAGUUCAUGGCAGCACAUCCAGACGAUUUUUCAGCAUUCAUGGAAGAACCACUGGAGAGCUAUGUGAAGAAGAUCAGAGAUACAGCCGAGUGGGGAGGACAGCUAGAGUUGCAAGCCAUUUCACGAGCCUACAGCAUCAAUAUCAACGUGCUCCAAGCCGAUGGGAGAGUCGAGAAGAUCAGUUGCGGCACGGAGAAAGGAGCAGACACAAGUGAUGUCUGGCUCGCAUACUAUCGCCACAGUUUCGGCUUGGGAGAGCAUUAUAAUGCUUUGAAAAAGGUGGACAAAAGUUGAAGUCUGUCCAAUGGGCCAGCGACAACACUCAGUACCUAGUGCUAUUGUAAACACAUGUUGGCGUUCAUCGAUGCCUCCAGACAGCUAUCCAAUCUUGCACUUUACCCUCAGCAUCCUUGCCAACCUUAUGCGUGUCGGCAGGUUGCCAGUGUCCAACUCUUUCAAGAGCUCCGGGGCUCGAAGGCGCAAGAGGGUUCAUCUUGACGUUGCCCUCCGCGUCAUACUUGACUUCCUCUCCUGGAUGACUCAAGUGCUCAAAGUAUGCUUUUGGUGGAGAUGCAAAAGGAGGACCACCCGCCAUAGCAGGCUUACUGGUGGGAAAUUCGAGACAUAUCAGAUUGGCUUGAGGCGAAGGCCGCAGCAACUCGGCCAUCCGCUUUGCCCAGGCUGGUCUCAUAGGCAAUUGCAUGGCACAGAAGAACUAUCAUCAGGUGUGAGCAGGAGACAUCUGCGUACAGGAUUUUGACCGGCAGCGUACUCACAGUGUAAUCAUAGAUCAAG